Lachancea thermotolerans CBS 6340 is the source of this 1929-nucleotide messenger RNA. RefSeq names its product Kel3p (gene KEL3). Bases 1 to 1929 code for a protein of 642 amino acids. Lineage: Eukaryota; Fungi; Ascomycota; Saccharomycetes; Saccharomycetales; Saccharomycetaceae. The record is from RefSeq and is a predicted model, not a curated record. Gene Ontology annotation, molecular function: protein binding. The transcript has a single exon.
AUGGCUAAAAAGAACAAGAAGGAUAAGGAAGCAAAGAAAGCUCGUGCCGAGCUUAAGAACAAAAAAAAUCUCGAAAAGGCCGAGGUCAAGGACAAGAAGAGAAGCAAAAAGCUCAAUUCUGAGGACGACGAUGACUUAGACAUUGACGAGAUCCUCGAGAACUUUAGAAAGGAGCAAGAGCUCUUUCAAGAAGUGGUCGUAACUCCCGUGAAAAGGCCUAGCCCGAGAAGUAAUGUGUGUAUGGUGCCAAAUCCGUCGCAUGGAAAGCGCGAACUGCUUAUUUUUGGUGGGGAAUACACCAAUCAAACCUCAUCUACAACAACGUUUUACAAUGAGCUUUUCACCUACUCCUUAGAUACCGAUCAAUGGAAGAAGAUAACUUCCAGGAACGCACCAAUGCCGCGAUCAUCGGCCGCAGCUGCGGGGCACCCAAGCGGCGUAGUAUUAAUUCAUGGCGGUGAGUUUUCGUCUCCCAAACAAAACACGUUUUACCACUAUUCAGAUUCCUGGUUACUGGACUGUUCAAGCAAAGAAUGGACAAAGAUUGACCAAAAAAAUGGACCUAGCGCUCGUUCAGGUCACCGCAUGACCGUCUGGAAGAACUUCUUUGUGAUGCAUGGAGGGUUCAGAGACCUGGGAACAUCAACUACUUACCUUAACGACUGCUGGCUUUUCGACAUUACGACUUACAAGUGGAAGCAAGUUGAAUUUCCACCCAACCAUCCUGUUCCGGACGCUAGAUCGGGACAUUCUUUAAUUCCGACGCAGGAAGGUGCGAUAGUUUGGGGCGGUUACUGCAAAAUAAAAGCUAAGAAGGGUCUUCAAAAAGGUAAAAUCCUAACUGAUUGCUGGUACUUAAGAAUGAAAUCUGAUAUUACAGGAAUUAGAUGGGAAAGACGCAAAAAGCAAGGAUUUCAGCCGUCGCCUAGAGUUGGUUGUUCCAUGGCCCACCACAAAGGCAGAGGGAUUUUGUUUGGAGGUGUAUAUGACUACGAAGAAACCGAAGAAGGAUUGAGCUCCGAGUUUUUCAAUGACUUGCUCUCAUACCAAGUUGAAGCGAACAGAUGGUACUCCAUUAAAAUGAGACCUCAGAAGAAGAAAAUAGUCGCUGCUUCAAAAAGUGCCAAGAGUAAAGAUGAUGAAUUAGUUGGAAUACUAAAUGACAUUCUUCAGAAGGCCAAUUUGGCUGAUGAGGAAAACGAGGAAAACGAAAGCGAUAGCGAAAUCGAAAAAGAGCUGCACAGGCUUGAUGAAGAAGAAUUGUUAGGGCACCAACAAAAACAGUAUCCCGUGGUUGCUCAACUUCCUCACUCACGUUUCAACGCUGCCACCACUGUAGUUGAUGACACCUUGUUUAUAUUUGGCGGAUCUUGGGAAUAUGGCGAGAGAGAUUUCUCAAUUGAUUCUUUCUACAGCAUUGACUUGAAUAGAACUGAUGGUGUUAGAGUAUUCUGGGAGGACCUUGAGGAGAUUGAAAAGGCAAAGGAUCAAGGAUUAGAAGAGGAUGAAGAAGAAGAAGAAGAAGAGGAUGAUGAUGAUGAAGACGAUGAAGAAGAGACUUUGGAUGAAGAACUAAUAGCUGAGAUGGAAGAUGAUAAACAAGAAGAAGAAGAACAAGAAGAAGAAGAAGAAGAAGAAGAGGCGGGGCCAGAAAUUCCUGACCCUAGACCGUGGUUGCCUCACCCCAAAGCGUUUGAAACCCUUCGUGCUUUCUACAUUCGUACAGGCGCCGAGUUUUUGCAAUGGGCGAUUUCAAACAACAGGUCCGCCAAAGGGAAGCACUUGAAAAAACAGUCAUUUGAUCUUUCUCAAGACCGUUGGUGGGAGAGGCGUGAGCAAGUGAGGAUUGAGGAAGAUAAACUUGAAGAGAUGGGUGGAGUCGAAAACAUCAUUGAAAGAGAUUCCUCUCAUUCAACAAAACGAAGAUGA